AUGAAGAGGGAUAUGUUCAAUCAGUUCCUCUUGUUUUUGCUGGUGAUCCUCUUCUAUCCAUGUUUGUUGGAUUCACAUUCUCUGCACCUGAAUUCCACAACCAUUACUUUCUCUAGUUGCCUCCCUCACCAAAGCUCUAUUUUACUCCAAUUUAGAACUGAGUUUACAUUUCAGAGGCGUGAAUACUAUGAUGGAUAUCCGAAGAUGAAAAAUUGGAAGUCUGGCAGUGACUGCUGUUCUUCUUGGGAUGGUGUCUCAUGCGAUAUGGCAACUGGUUAUGUAAUAAGCCUUGACCUCAGUGACAGUUGGCUUCAUGGGUCUCUGCGUUCUAAUAGCAGCCUUUUCAGCUUGCUUCAUCUUCAAAAGCUCAACCUUGCCUUCAACAACUUCAACUAUUGCCCGAUUCCUUCAGAGUUUGGCCAACUUUCAAGGUUAACCCAUCUCAACCUCUCUAAUUCUAUGUUUUAUGGGCAUAUUCCAAUAUUUGAAAUUUCAAGGCUUACAAAUUUGAUUUCACUUGAUCUUUCUUUCAAUGGUUAUAUGAAAGAAGGAGAAUUUGGAAGGCUUACCCAAAACAUGACCAAUUUAAGACAACUUUACCUUGAUUCGGUGCAAAUUGAUUCACCUGUACCUACUCACUUUGCAAAUUUAUCUUCCUUGACACACCUUUCUUUUCAGGGGUGCAAUUUGCUUGGUGAGUUUCCAAAUGAUCUCUUCAAUUUGCCUAACUUACAGUUUAUCCAGUUGUCUGUCAACAACAAUCUUUCCGGUUCUUUUCCUGAAUUUCGUUCUGGCAGUAUGCUCAAGUUAUUGAAUCUUGCUGAUACAAAAUUUUCAGGAAAAAUACCAAAUUCGAUUGGCAACGUUAAAUCCUUGAAUAGUUUGACUCUCUCUUCCUGUAGUUUUUUGGGGAUUAUUCCUUCUUCGAUUGGGAAUCUUACUGAACUUAUAUAUCUUCUCCUUGGGGGAAAUGGAUUUAGCGGUCAAAUUCCAUAUUCACUAGGAAACCUCACACAGUUGGAACAUUUGGUUCUUGAAAGUAAUUCUUUCAGUGGCAAACUCCCAAUAUCACUCCCACGUCGUGUCAAAUCUAUCGAAUCUAGUCACAAUGAUCUGACAGGUUCAAUUCCAUCCAUUAUUUCUAACUUGACGUUCCUUGAGUGGCUUGAUCUGUCAGAUAACUCAUUCACUGAAGUCAUUCCUGGCUCUUUAUUUAAACUGCCUUCCUUGAGAUACUUCUCUUUGGAAAACAAUCAGUUUACAGGCUAUCUUGACAUCCAAAAUUUCUCUAAUUUAUCCCAAUUAAAAUCUCUGAUAUUAAGUGGAAACAACUUAACAGGACAUAUUCCAAGUUCAGUGUCCAAAUUCACAAUGCUUUCCUAUCUUAACCUUGAUUCAAAUGAUUUAAGUGGCAAACUCGAUUUUGGCAUCUUUUCAGAGAUGAGUUCGCUUUCUUAUCUUGAUCUUUCAAAUAACAGAGGCUUAUUUAUAACAAAUUUAAGUACGACAUCCAAUCUCUCCAGUCAAUUUCGGGGAAUAUAUUUAUCCUCUUGCAACAUCCGAGAGUUCCCUAUGUUCCUGAAAACGCAAGGUAUAUGA
This is a messenger RNA of Ziziphus jujuba (common jujube), 1599 nucleotides long. RefSeq names its product receptor-like protein 6. Lineage: Eukaryota; Viridiplantae; Streptophyta; Magnoliopsida; Rosales; Rhamnaceae. The transcript has a single exon. The record is from RefSeq and is a predicted model, not a curated record. Gene Ontology annotation, molecular function: protein binding. The coding region runs from base 1 to 1599 and encodes 532 amino acids.